Molecule: messenger RNA, 1531 nt
Organism: Hordeum vulgare subsp. vulgare (domesticated barley)
Lineage: Eukaryota; Viridiplantae; Streptophyta; Magnoliopsida; Poales; Poaceae
Product: bisdemethoxycurcumin synthase-like
Exons: 2
Coding region: 223-1434 (403 amino acids)
Biological process (GO): polyketide biosynthetic process
Molecular function (GO): acyltransferase activity, transferring groups other than amino-acyl groups
Source: RefSeq, a predicted model, not a curated record
UUGUGCUGGCGGGCGCCGCAAAAGCAUACCGGAUCUCUUCAAUCAUCGUUAUCUCUCCGGCCGCCUCCCAUUAUAUAGCGUUGGCAUUGCCAUCGUGGAAACAUACGAUCGAGGCAAGAUAGAGAGAGAAGUAGACAGCUGAACGUUGCCUCCGUCGUGGAAACAGGCUAGGCGAGAGAGAGAGAGAGAGAGAGAGAGAGUUCGGUCUUGGCAACCAGCAGCAUGGGAAGUGUUCCAGCACCAGCAGCCACCCCCAGCGUGCGCGAGAUCUGGCGCGCGCGGCGCGCAGACGGGCCGGCGGCCGUGCUGGCCAUCGGCACGGCGAACCCGGCGCACUGCGUGCCCCAGGACGAGUUCCCGGACUUCUACUUCCGCGCCACCAACAGCGACCACCUCACCGCCCUCAAGGCCAAGUUCAAGAGAGUCUUCCAGAAGCUAGGCGUUGAGAAACGCUACCUCCACCACACGGAGGAGCUAAUCCGCGCCCACCCGGAGUUCCUCGACGACGAGGCGGCGUCCCUGGACGCCCGGCUGGACAUCGUCGCCACCGCCGUCCCGGAUCUGGCUGCGGAGGCCUCUAGGAAGGCCAUCGCCGAGUGGGGCCGGCCGGCCGCCGACAUCACCCACCUCGUCGUCACCACAAACUCCGGCGCCCACAUCCCCGGCGUCGACUUCCGCCUCAUCGCGCUCCUCGGGCUCCGCCCCUCCGUGCGCCGCACCAUGCUCUACCUCAACGGCUGCUUCGCCGGCUCCGCCGCGCUGCGCCUCGCCAAGGACCUCGCCGAGAACAACCGCGGCGCGCGCGUCCUCGUGGUCUGCGCCGAGCUCACCCUCAUGCUCUUCGGCGGACCCAAGGAGGGCUCCUUCGAGAGGCUCAUCCACCAGGGGCUCUUCGGCGACGGCGCGGGCGCCGUCGUCGUCGGCGCCGACCCGCUGGGCCCCGGCGAGCACGCCCUGUUCGAGAUGAUGUCCGCCGCGCAGACGGUGAUACCGGACUCCGACGACGCCAUCACCAUGCACGUCACCAAGGGCGGGUUCGGCGGCAACAUCUCCACGAGGCAGGUCCCAGUGUUCAUCGGGGACAACGUCGAGCGGUGCCUCCACGACUCGCUUGAGCCGCUCGGCAUCGCCGCGAAAUGGAACGACCUCUUCUGGGCGGUGCACCCCGGCUCGUCUGCCAUACUGGAUCGCAUUGACACGGUGCUCCAGCUCGAGUCGGAGAAGCUGGCGGCGAGCCGCCGGGUGCUCAGCGACUACGGCAACAUGUUCGGCGUGACGAUUAUAUUUGUUCUCGACGAGCUGCGGCGGAGGCUUAGGGAGCAGCAAGGGGUCGGCGGCGUGCCGGAGUGGGGUGUGAUGAUGACCUUCGGGCCGGGGCUCACCGUGGAGACGAUGGUGUUGCACGCCACGGGGCACGUGCAUGCGUCCCCAUGAAGAGGAAUUGUCACUGGAUUAAGUGGUCAAUUUGUUGUACUCAUCCUGACUUGAAUGUGUGCGUAAUAAAGUCAAACCUCAAUAGUUUCAGGAUUUA